AUGGCCAUCUGUCACGUCACUUAUAUUGACAUGGACAGGUCAAGCUCGGUUUGUCAAAACACUAUAAAGCAAACAGUCUCAGUCUGGAUCGACGGCGAUGUCGUUGCUCGAGAUGCUCGAGACAAGUUACGAGCUUCCGACGAAGCCCGAUCCAAGAAGAUUGCACUCGGGACAGAUGGUGCAUCUUCAAGUUUGGGCACUCCGCUAACCCGUCCAAGUCCAUCAUCGCCUCAGGGCGAUGGCUUGUACAUGAGUAAUCUCAUCGGACCUCAAGACCAAGCCGCGGAUAGCAGUAACACAGUCUACAAUAGUGACAAUCAUGAGGCAGAUGGCAAUGCAACACUGCCACAUUCACGACCUACUCUUGGUAAACUACAGAUUCCAUCGUCAAGGUUCAUUGCGCAGCCAACAAUAUCUGGUGAGAACGCAAGCGGAAUGGUGUCGCCGUUGAUGUUUGUCGACUCGGACAUCUCUUCCAGUUCAUCAUCCUCCGACCAGCCAACGUCUGCAACAAGCACUGCAGCGACCAUCUCAUCAUCUAAUCACAGGUCGCAGACCAACAGUCCUAGCAAAAGAGAACGCAGUCCGAGCUUCGGGGAUUCUUUUUCACCACUCAAGAAGAUGCGCUCUAUGGCUCUUCCUGAGAUCAGAACCGUCCUGUCUCAUGGAACACGACUAUCUCCGUCGAUGAGGGCCGGCAUCGCCGGUGACAACAGGCAAGUGAUAAGAGAAGCGACAUUUACCGAAAGAGCGCCAGCAGGUGUGCUUCCAACCUCCCUUAACCAGCAUAUACCUGAACUUUCCUCAUUUCGUCCCAGUAUCGCCUCACCAGAAGGCCUUGAGCCAGUCCUAGCGCAGAUUUCUCGCCCUAAGUCUCCCAUGCCAUAUUCAGAGCGCCGAUCGCCAUCCGAGACUCCUGAACCGCCGGAGACACCAAGCUAUGCUCGGCCGCUGCACUUGUUAGAUACAAGCGUCGUUGUGGGCGGAAAGAGACAAGGUGAUGAGUGGUUACAAGACAUUUCCAUCUUCAAAAACAUCCAUGGCGAGGAGUGGAAGAGGAACGCGCUAUGCAGUCAUUGUUUCCGGAGCAGGGGCACAUUCAAUAGAAUCAUGACGUACGGCUAUGAGGCGUGCGGAAGAGAUGACCCCUUGGAUAGCCAUUAUUGGGAGCCCACAGCCAAUCCGAAUUACUAG
Pyrenophora tritici-repentis Pt-1C-BFP is the source of this 1194-nucleotide messenger RNA. RefSeq lists its product as uncharacterized. The record is from RefSeq and is a predicted model, not a curated record. NCBI's taxonomy places the organism in Eukaryota, Fungi, Ascomycota, Dothideomycetes, Pleosporales, Pleosporaceae.